AUGCACCGUCUGAUGUUGCAAUUAUUUAGUUACCUGGCCGACUGGACUCCGAAGCACAGUGGCACUUAUCGAAUCGAAUGCCGAUUAGAUGGUUUUCAGCUUGCGCAAACUUAUCUAAUUGAGGUUCGUGAUGGCAGUAUAUUGUUCGGCGCUUCAGCUUCAGCAGGAGGUGAUAAUCAGAAUCGUCUGAGCAGAAGGCGAGUUGCGCAUUUAAGCAGAACUCGUUCUGCAUUUUGUGAUCAAAAGAUGAUGACAAAAGGUGUACGAAUUCGUGCUUCACCAGCUCUGAAUUCCUCGCAGAUUGGGGUUAUCCCGCGUGGAGCUACUGUUUCCUAUAUUGAAGAAUUCGAAAAUGGCGAUGGCAUAUGGUUGCGGCUUACAGAUGAAUCAGCUGCUAUGCAUUGCGAUACGCAAUUACCAACGCAGGCUUGGUGUCUGCAAUACAGUGCUCAUCUGGGUCGUUCGUUCCUGUUACUGCAGGCGGAAUCGCCACAAGCUCCUGCUGUUGGCCACAAUUUUCUGACUGCUGCCACAGUACAGGUUCCUCAGAAUGCAGUCGCGAGUGAGCAGCAGUAUCUCGAACAGUCACUACAAAUGGAUGUUGAAGAGACAUAUGUGACUCAUGGUGCUCGUCCGGUUUCAAUCUACAACUAUCCAUCACUAGAAGCAGCUUCGGGCGAAGUAAUACAAGAAUCAGCUCUGGGCGAGAUCAGAUCCACCGGCUGGCUUCAUAAUAAGCAGGGAAUAUGGAUACGAUUGCUCGAAUUUGACCAAAAAUAUGCCUUGGUCCAGGAUGCAUCGGGUAAUCGGCAUUUACAAAAAACAAGUAAUAGUGCGCAGCGCUACAGCAACAGCAAUGGCGGUGAUGGCUCGCCAGGUAGUCAAAAGCCGGUAGCCCAAAUUCAUCCGCAGUCGAGAAAUGAGCAACCGGUGCAUGCGCUGAGGCCAGCAGUAGCAGAUUGCUGUCGUACAGUAUUUGCCGCAUUUCUGUGGCAUGAGCGGCUGGUGAAGGAUGCAAUGGUGUGCAGCACAUAUUUGAAAUUUCAUCCCGAACUGCAUUCAGUAAGUUUCUUGCUACAUCAUCUGUUUACUCACAUCUUAUGGCGCUCCAGCUUUGUCUACGUCUAG
This is a messenger RNA of Gongylonema pulchrum, 1128 nucleotides long. The record is from the annotation of a GenBank genome assembly. Lineage: Eukaryota; Metazoa; Nematoda; Chromadorea; Rhabditida; Gongylonematidae.